Molecule: messenger RNA, 538 nt
Organism: Trichoplusia ni (cabbage looper)
Lineage: Eukaryota; Metazoa; Arthropoda; Insecta; Lepidoptera; Noctuidae
Gene: Tim9a
Product: mitochondrial import inner membrane translocase subunit Tim9
Exons: 3
Coding region: 169-438 (89 amino acids)
Source: RefSeq, a predicted model, not a curated record
AGUUGCAACAUUUCAAAAUCCAUGUCUCGUAAUUUUAACCUCAAUUUUGAAUUGAAAUAGCCAAUAUUGUCCGGUUUCAUUUGUUAUUUGUUUAUAAAUAUAAAUAUUAUUUGUGUUAAAGUGAUUCAUAAUUGCUUAUUUCUUUCUUUAGUAAAUCAAAUCUUUGAAAUGGCGGCUAUACCUGAGAUGAGCGAAGCUGAUCAAAUCAAAACUUUCAAAGAUUUUUUGGUCCAGUAUAACAAACUGUCCGAGCUCUGUUUCAACGACUGCAUACAUGAUUUCACCUCCAGGACACUCAAACCUUCUGAGGAUAAGUGUACGGUGAACUGUAUGGAGAAAUAUUUGAGAACAAAUCAAAGGGUGUCCCAAAGAUUCCACGAGUUCCAAAUGCUUGCAAAUGAAAAUAUGAUGGCCUUGGCUCAAAAAUCUGGUCAAUAAAGCAAGUUAAGUUUAGGUAUUAAAAUACAUGAUGUAUUUAUUUUAUUUUGUUAUAGAUUUUUGUCCUGAGUGUUAGAAAAAUAAAGUGUUGUUAAACAGA